Procambarus clarkii (red swamp crayfish) is the source of this 3445-nucleotide messenger RNA. RefSeq names its product minus (gene mi). Gene Ontology annotation, biological process: traversing start control point of mitotic cell cycle; protein localization to kinetochore; regulation of protein ubiquitination. Lineage: Eukaryota; Metazoa; Arthropoda; Malacostraca; Decapoda; Cambaridae. Gene Ontology annotation, cellular component: kinetochore. The record is from RefSeq and is a predicted model, not a curated record.
GGGCGGCGUCCUUACCAACUCCGGAUUAUGUCUAUUACAUCACUAAACUUCAUUUAAUAACUAUAUGCCUGUUAAGUAGAAGAUUUUAACUAUUAAUAGCAUUAUAUAAUCGUUUUAAUUUUGAGCAUUCACACAUAUACGAAACGUCCAAAGCUGGUGUCUGAAGUGGUAAAAAUAUUAGUGUGCGAACUGCACUGUUGACACUGUAGGGAGAGUGUUGAAGAGAGUGGCGGGAGACGCCGUGGCACCACACUCCUCGCAACAAUGGAUAAAAUAUUACUCUUUAUCUCAACAGAACGGACAAAUAAUUUUAUAAAUGAAGAAAUAAAAGCUGCAGUUAAAAUAAUUAAAGAAGAAAAUUCAAAACCAAACUCCUGUUGCCAUUUAGUACGACUAGCUUCUGCUACUAUCCAUCAUGAUGAAGGAAACGAAGCUUGUGUGGAUGAUGCCAGUAUUGUGACUCAGUGGCAUGAUUGGUCCAAACAGGAUCCCAUACAAGAAUUAUAUGUUACCCUUGAGGUUGUUGGGAAGGAGAGUGAAUGUGCUGAUAACCAAGAAGAAAAUGUUUUCAGGUACAAUGACUACUUCCUCUUGGCUGAAGCAUUACACAAAUUUGCUGAUGAUUUGCAAGACAUUGGAAGUUAUCUCAUAUAUGUGGUCUGGGCAGUGGACAAAUACGCACCAAAUCCUAGUGAGAUUCCAGAGUUUUAUGGAGCUUUAAGAAGAAUACAACAGUGGCAUUUUGGUGGUUUACACAUUACGUGCAAGGAUCAGAUAAGUGUUUAUGAAUGGCGCAACUUUAUGCCACUUCAUAUUUCCACUGGAUGUUCUGAGGCUGUAGAAAACAUCAUCUCUACCUUUUGGCAAGGCCAUCUGACUUUAUCAGAAGAGGGAACUGGCAAUCCUUUGCUAUUCCCAGAGUGUGUUAUUCAGUGCCUCUCUGGACAGCCUGCUUUAGGGACUAAUUCCAAACAGGAAGCAUUGUACAUUCUUCCUACUGCAGAGGUUGUGGUUGAUUUUGACAUUGGCACCUUACCUUUGGUAUAUCUCCGUCAUGGUAGUGUUUACAAAAUUACCCCCGUUAAUUUCUUGGAUGAAGAGAACCAUGAGGAAGUGACAGAUUUAUUAGAUGCACUUACUAAUCAGCCUGGAGUGGCAACACUGAUCAGACUUCAGUAUUCACCACUACCACCGACUCUGGAAGGUGUGAAGUCAGUGACCACAAAAGAAUGGAAAAGAAAUAAUGCUGAAGGUCAUUUUGAUCUCGUCCCAAGUCUGCAAUUCAAGAGUUUCUACCAGACUCUCAACAUGCUUAUUCUUAGUGAAGGAGUAGAUAAAGGAAAGCAGGCACUGAUGGUUGCUAUGCAAGACCCAAAUGUUUGUGGGGAGGAUGUUGUCAAGUUCAUCAGUCAUCCAGGUCGACAUAUGAAGAGUCACUCCAAUGAAGAGGAGAAAAAAAUACUAGAUCUGCUAAGGGAGACACCAGAGUUUUCAUCAUUGCACAUGGCAGCAUUUUCUCAUCUUUCUUUGAACCUCUCACAACAGAUCAUAGGACGUUUGUCACGAGCUGGCCGGCCAGUAAAUGAUUUAAGUGAGCACACAAGGAGAGAGCUUGAAGCAGCAGCAAGUGAGGAGGUACUACGUUGCAUGCUCUUGAUACCAGCUCCUCUGCCUGUCUUGCCCAAAACAUUCUGUGCUGUUCUACCUGAAACGGCAGUAAGCAGUAAUGAGUGGGCAGAAUAUAUUGCAUUGGCUAAAGCUGAAGAUGAUGCUGAAAAAUCGUCACUUGCACGACGUCAUUCAGGGGACUUGCUUGGUGGACUUGCACCACCACCACACACUGAUGCCAUUCUCACUCUUGAGGCAGCCCAGCUUACUAAGCUAUUCACCAAGAGUGGCCAGCCAAUUGACAGAAUAAGACGGAAAAUGAUUAAACACACCUCUUCUGGUCAACGUUCCUUUAAAUUAAAAUCAACUCUACAAGAAGUGAAAUCCCUAACAUGGCCAGAAUCACUCUAUGCUCACCACCAUGGUAUUUAUUACAAUGUUGAUGAGCGAUGUGAGAAGUACAAUGAACAAUGUAACCAGGUAAAAAAUCGCUUCAUUAGACAAGAGACUGCUGCCACCUGUACUGUGUUCCAAGACAAAGAGACAGCAUAUGUUACAGUCUCCACACACAAAUCCAGCAGUAAAGAGACCAAAGCAACAACAAAGGGGAAUAUACAACCCUCAAACAUGAGCAGAUUAGUGAAGAGUGGAGCCACAGGGGCAAGUGAGGUGGAUACAGCGAGCUUGAGAAGUGGAUAUAGUGCACGAAUACCAAGAGGAGCUCUAAGGCGUUCACCUCGUAAGCGGUUACAUCAGCCACCACUAAAGCAAUUGCAGCGGUCAGAAAAUAAAAAUGAGAGAACAACACCUCAGAAGGGAUUGAGAAAAGGAGGCCAUGGAAACAGGAAGAGCGAAAGUGACCUGAUGAAACCUUCAGACUUACUACAGCCAGCAGCUACUAGAGGUCCAUUAAGAAAUGUUAAUUCACAAAGCAAGAGAAUUCCUAAACCUGCUGAUCUGAGUGAUGUACACAAGCAGAAACUUCGUGUGGCUGUUGUAGAAUCCCUUGAAAAAGAGGGGAUGAAAAUGAAGGAUCCAUUAUUCAAGGUGUGCUUCAAGAAACUGUUUGCUGUUUGCAGACCAUUUGCUUUGGAUGUCAUAGGUCAGGGAUCUACUAGUAAGAAUAUGGAAAAAAUUGCCAAAGCCCAUGUAAAACAGGUUAUAGAAUUUGAAAGACUCAAAACUAGAAAACAUAGAUGAUUUGUCAUUUGCUAGAGUUUUACAAUUUAAGUUAUAUUGUAUAAUUUUAAUGACAUCCCAGUUGAAGGUUGGGUGGAAUGCAUAAAACACUGAAUUUUUCAUGCUCCCAUUGCUGCAUGUUUAUACUAAAUAACAUUUCAAUAUUUUUCAACAAUAUUCAUUCAUUUCAGAUUAAAGACAAAACGGGAAAAUUACAGAAAGUUUAGUGUGCAAUAUUUAUAACAUGUGCUCAGGUUAAGAAAUGGGCGAGUUUACCGUGUUAAUAACAAAAAUAAUUGCACUUGCAAGUAUUACCCAGCAGCUGUAUGUCUACAAUGGCUCAAAUGUUUACCAAUAUAUUAUUCUUUUUCCUUAUAUUGUCACAGAUAAAGUAGUACCCAGCUGUUUGUAUUAAAGAUAUCAGCGUGUGUUUUGAGGAUAAAUGCCACAGCAUAGUGCAUGAUUGCUGACUGAAAUGUUCUAGAAUAAUAUACUAUUUGACAAGACAAUGCUGACUGUUGGUAGUGAACAUAUUUUUGUUUUAACUGAAUGACUUAAUAGACUGCAAAAUUAUUUCCUAAGUUUUAUGGUAUGUGUGUAUGUCUAGUUUUUAUCUACCUUUUAAUAUAAUUUCAUUAUACUAUUGAAUUAUUGAAAA